GCAGGAGAGAUGCUCAGCUCUUCUCCCCCGACCCCGUGGUACCAAGCGUGGGCUUGCUUUGCCCUCGCAUUGCUCACCACCAGCUGUAAGAGCUGAGUGUUUAUCUCAGCCCCAUUACUGCCAAUCUCCCCCCAUUAACACACCCAUAAUUCACAGCCAGAAAAUAUCUUUUAUUGGAGUGGUGACAUUUAAACCAAGGUAGGCAUUGGUUUGGUGCUUUUUUUCUAAUUAGUUUUUAGGCAGUCAUCUCGUUUGCUCCAGCCUCCGCUCCACAUCUGUGACUGCAGCUUUCUCCAUCCAGCUGAGAGGGAAUUAUGUGUGCAAGAGGAGUCAGGGCUCCCUUCCCAGCUCCCUGCUCACACUGCUAGGAUUGCCGUGCCUGCCGCACACCCAGCCGCGUGCUCGAGGAUGCUGCACCUCAAAGUCCAGUUCCUGGAUGAUUCCCAGAAGAUCUUUGUAGUUGAUCAAAAAUCCUGUGGGAAAGGGCUCUUCAACCUCACCUGCAGCCAUCUCAACCUUGUGGAGAAGGAGUAUUUUGGGCUGGAGUUUCACAGCCAGGCUGGGAACCAGGUCUGGUUGGAACCACUAAAACCCAUAACAAAGCAAGUCAAAAAUCCUAAGGAGGUUCUUUUCAAAUUUAUGGUGAAAUUUUUCCCAGUGGACCCCGGUCACCUGAGAGAAGAACUGACCAGGUACCUCUUCACCCUGCAGAUCAAGAAGGACCUGGCCCAGGGGCGGCUGCCCUGCAGUGACAAGAGCGCGGCGCUGCUCGUCUCCCACCUGCUGCAGUCCGAGCUGGGCGACUUCCAGGAGGAGACAGACCAGCAGCACCUGGCCACGCACAGGUACCUGCCCAACCAGGAGUACCUGGACAACAAGAUCAUGCACUACCACCGGAGACACAG
This is a messenger RNA of Cyanistes caeruleus (blue tit), 905 nucleotides long. The record is from RefSeq and is a predicted model, not a curated record. Lineage: Eukaryota; Metazoa; Chordata; Aves; Passeriformes; Paridae.